Molecule: messenger RNA, 2367 nt
Organism: Alternaria atra
Lineage: Eukaryota; Fungi; Ascomycota; Dothideomycetes; Pleosporales; Pleosporaceae
Exons: 1
Coding region: 1-2367 (788 amino acids)
Source: RefSeq, a predicted model, not a curated record
AUGACUAAACGCGUACCCGCUACUAACGCCUUUCCACAUCAAGAUUCGGGUGUUGAGGGCGCCACUCUUGAGGAAACAUCUCUUGCAACUCACAGCACUCCUCUCAAUGUGGUUACGAGUGAACCAACCCCGUCAGAAAGCGGAACUGUCAGUGCCGUUCCAGCCUCAUGCGAGCGGGAUAUUGCUGAGUCGCAACACAACCCGACAACUCAGCCGACAGCCAUAAUAGCAUCUACACACGCCACGAGAUAUCGCAGUGCGGCUGUGCAGACACUGCCGCCUAGUAAUGCCGAGCAGUUCCACAGAAUCUAUGAUCGUGAGCCUACGAAUCAAGAACUCGUCAGCAAGACGGGAAGUGCCGCAAUCGGUCGCUAUGAGCCAGGACUGUUAGCAAAUGGCUAUGACGUAGUCCUGUGCACCACAUUCUCUGUCCCAGUCGCUUCAACGAAACGUGCAAAUUACACCAAUUCUUCUUUUCAGACCGAUGCUGUUGCGCAAUGCAAAAAGGCUCUCUUACGUGCGAAGGCCAAGGCAUCAAUGUUGGUCAACAGACAACGUGACGCUGCUCAAUCUGCAGGGUUCAGAGUAUGGUCCGAGACCAGAGAUGAGCACAUCAUACAUUCAGAGCAGUUCCGCGUCAGCGUUCAGUUCGAUGACGAAGGUAACGCAACCAACGCGGACGUUGACGGACUAUCGCUACCAAACAUAUAUGGUGAAGAGAUUGAUCCGCUGCCCAAGACGAUUGAGCCAUUGGAACAAUCACACUCCGAAUUCUCCUAUCAAGAUGCUGAUAUCAACGAGUCAACCAAGCAUUACACCUCCAGUGCCACUUCAGCUAUUACACCUCCACCAAUUCUGCCGUCAGUACUACUACAUAACACCGUCGAAAGUGUGAGUAUUCCGCAGCGCAUUCGCACUGUUGAACCUUGUGUACCGAGCGGGAAAUCUGAUCCUGCAUCAAUCGAAUAUCAUGGUUACUUCCAGCUCGUUCCAAGAGUGGUCGCCGGGAAAGACGACAAUGGAUACGGAGGUAAAGAUAGGGAACAGCAGAAGACAAUUGGUCUGGAUGUUGGUCCACAUGCAGCUACGAGAGUGCAGAAAGACAAACCAGGUAAGAUGGCGAGGAAGGAAGAGACUGUGAUGGUGUUAGGCGGCCCGAGAUUCGCGGACAAGUACAUCAUAUUCGACGCUGUCGCGUCGACUCUUACAAACCCGACCACGACACCUAAUACACGUCCUACUACAACCAAGAAGAGAAAGUCUGAUGAUGAACCGGAAGAGCAAGUUGCCAUAAGCUCACCCAAGCGCUUCAAGAUCUUGAAUAAAAGCGCUAAUGCCUUGGAAAUUGGAACGGAUGCUCAAGAAGAUCGUUUCGUAAAAGACGAAAACGACUCCGUGAUGAGAGACAAUGCAAAAGCUACGGAUAUUGAACGCACAAAACAUAAAGAGGACUCAAGACAAGCAGAAGGUCAACAAGCCCAGGCCAGUACUUUACACAAGAUGUGCAACGACGAACCAGAAGCCGAAGAUGAACGCAGCCCUCGCAGCUCACCAGCCCAUCAAGACUUUAGACGUCGAAGCCGCUCACCUGUUGGACGGCACACUAGCAGCCGUUAUAGAUCAAAAAGCACUGCCAGACGUGGAUCUGAGAGAACCUACGAAGAGAAACGUCGACUUCAUAAGGUGGCAAGUGAGAUAGGCAAUGACUCACGAAUACAUGGUGGGAUCCACCCUGCUUAUACUGACAAGCAAGGUCGAUCGAGAGAAGAUGGGGCGAAUGAUGUACAAAAGAAGGAUGCAGACGAGAUAGUAUCGGUACGCAAGAUGGAACCCCAUCGCCGGCUGGAGCGAGAGCAGCGGGUAGAGGAAGAAAAGCUUACAAAGCGUCAUAAUCCAGAGGAAGCCGAGAUUCAGCGGGCGCGUGAAGCAAAGAACCGUCGAAACUCAGAGAUGGAAGAGAAGAAGCAAGCACAAGAGGCCGAUCGCCAACACCGACAGGAGGAGAAGGACGGAGACCGACGCCGCCGACGCGGAGAUAUACAGGACAGGAGUAGAAAGGAAAGUAGGCAGACUGUGAAGCAGGAGGUAGAACUAUUCGAGCCGGUUGACGCAUAUGCACUAGAGCGAAAAGCUGAGGCAAGACGGAGAGAACUCGUUUUUACAGCACGUGGGACUGGAGAGGCUGAUAGUCGUGCACCCGAGCAACCUCCUGCUGGGAAUGAUAGUUUUGGUAGACUAGAGGUUGAGCGAGCAAAGCCAGAAAAGAAGGUCGAAACAAGCAGAGUGACAAAGCCGAGACCGAGCCGGCCUGUUCGUGGAGAACUUGAGCGGUAUGAUCUGAGGAAGAAAUUUGGGGGUGGUAAAUAA